AUGGCCGACAGUGAUUUGCAUAUUGCAGACGAAGUCUUGAACGAAGGACAAGGACUAGAAGGUGUUAAUACUAUCGGUAAAAAAGGAGAAGAGGAGGAACAUCCUUGGCCAUUUUUGAAGUCAAUGUUUCGCUACAAUGGAAGAGUGGGAAGAGAGAACAAGAGCAUCAAAUUCAUAUGUUGCCUUUGCUCGCCACUUGUUAGAGAGAUAUCUGCGUUCAUUUCGUCGCCUUCAAACCUAAGAAAACAUGUACAGGUAAGCUGUUUUAUGCCUUUGUCUGUUUGGUAAUGGUAGGGUUCUAAAAACUUGAAAUUGCCACCCGGGAAUUCAUCGGAUGUAGUGUAG
Molecule: messenger RNA, 345 nt
Organism: Paramuricea clavata
Lineage: Eukaryota; Metazoa; Cnidaria; Anthozoa; Malacalcyonacea; Plexauridae
Source: the annotation of a GenBank genome assembly